Aspergillus oryzae RIB40 is the source of this 2835-nucleotide messenger RNA. RefSeq names its product serine/threonine protein kinase. The record is from RefSeq and is a predicted model, not a curated record. The coding region runs from base 1 to 2835 and encodes 944 amino acids. The transcript has 2 exons. Lineage: Eukaryota; Fungi; Ascomycota; Eurotiomycetes; Eurotiales; Aspergillaceae. Gene Ontology annotation, cellular component: membrane. Gene Ontology annotation, biological process: intracellular calcium ion homeostasis; calcium ion transmembrane transport. Gene Ontology annotation, molecular function: calcium channel activity; calcium ion binding.
AUGUCGACUCGGCCUGGACUCGCUGAAAAGCGACUGUCGGCACAUCGCUUCCAACAAAUCCCUGAUUACUCUGGCGACGGCAUGGCCAACCCAAACGAUGUCACCAUUGAAAUUCCUCUGAACCCUGUCCCUAGUCGGGGACAAACGGGCGCUCGCAAGACCAGUAUCAACCCAACGAGCCCCGACCCCAAUCUGUAUGAACCGCCGGGAGAGAGCGGCGCUGAAGAAAAGGCCGCCCUGGUCACCGGUCCAGGGCGUCGCAAACGGGUUGAUUCGGCGCGAGCGCGGUCGGUGGAUGACCCAGAAGAUGGAACCUUGACGCGCAUGGGACGCAUCUACCAAGCCAUCUUCAACUUCUCCAUCAUCACGAGAUACCUCAUCUAUGUGUCUCCCCUGGCGCUCUUGAUUGCAAUUCCCAUCAUUGUGGGUGCCACCGUCCGUCAAGAUACGAGGAUUGGCGGCGUACCCUUGCAUUGGUUUUUCACCUGGAUUGAGGUUGUCUGGCUCAGCUUGUGGGUGUGCAAACUCGUCGCUCAUUUCCUCCCUUAUGUCUUCCAAUUCCUGGUUGGUAUCGUCAGUUCAGGCACCCGCAAGUAUGCCUUGAUUCUCCAGAGCCUGCAAUUUCCCAUCGCCACCGUGCUCUGGGCUGUGGUCUCCCUGGUCACCUUCUUACCGAAGGCGGAGAAUGACACGGGAACCAAGUCUUGGGAGAAAGCCCUCAAGAACAUUCUAUUUGCUUUACUCGUUUGCAGUUUGAUUUUUCUCGCCGAGAAAGCCAUCGUUCAGCUGAUCUCGAUUAGUUAUCACCGGAAGCAAUUCGAUAAGAAGAUCAAAGAAUCUAAGCGCAACGUCACCCUCCUUGGAGAGCUGUACGAUGCUUCUCGGAGUAUGUUCCCCAUGUACUGUAAGGAGUUUCGUGAGGAGGAUGCCGCGAUGACCGAUAUCAUCGCAAGCAAAGUGAAGGGAAUGCCGCGUUCGGGAUCGGCCCCCUUGCGACUGAUUAGGGAAGUUGGGCAAAAUGUUGGCCGCAUCGGUGACAAAGUGACGGCAGCUUUCGGUGAUGUCGCCCAAGAGCUCACGGGUAAAGAAGUGUUUAACCCUAACUCCGCUCGCUCCAUCGUUACGCUCGCGUUGGAACGCAAGAGGUCGUCGGAAGCCCUUGCGCGCCGAAUCUGGAUGUCCUUCGUCAUUGAGGGGCGAGAAGCCCUGUAUUUUGAAGACAUUGCCGAGGUAUUGGGUGCUGGUAAGGAAGCGGAGGCAGAGGAAUGCUUCCAAAUUCUGGACCGGGACGGCAAUGGUGAUAUCAGUUUGGAUGAGAUGAUCCUGACUGUCGGGGAGAUUGGUCGCGGAAGGAAGGCAUUGAACCACAGCAUGCAUGAUGUGGACCAAGCGAUUCACGUUUUGGACAAUCUUUUGAUGACGAUUGCGUUCGGUAUCAGUGUCUUAGUCUUCGUCUCAUUCGUGACCAGCGGCUUUGGCACGGUGAUCGCUGCUGGUGCUACCUCUCUGCUAUCCCUGAGUUUCGUCUUCGCCACCACCGCUCAAGAAGUCCUUGGUUCCUGUAUCUUCUUGUUUGUGAAACAUCCUUUUGACGUCGGCGAUCGGGUGGAAAUUGACAGCAAGCCAUACACGGUAGAACGUAUCUCGUUGCUCUUCUCGGUCUUUACCAGCGUGACGGACCGUCGAACCACUCAGGUUCCGAACGUCGUGCUGAACACGCUUUGGAUUGACAAUUUCACCCGUUCCAAUGCCAUGCAUGAAACAUUGACCAUUCCCAUCAAGUUUGGCACGAGCUUCUCCGAUAUCGAACUUCUUCGGCAAGAAAUGGAGCUCUUUGUGCGUGACAAGGAGAACAGCCGUGACUUCCAGCCAGACGUCAGCAUCGAUGUCGCCGGAGUGGGUGAUAUGGAUAAGCUGGAGCUCGCUGUCACGAUCUGCCAUAAAUCCAACUGGGCCAUUGAGUCGGUUCGCGCGGCCCGUCGCUCCAAGUUCAUGUGCGCAUUGGUGGCCGCCAUCCGCAAGAUCCCUAUCCGUGCCCCUGGUGCGGCUGAUGAGGAACCUGCUGCCGAAGACAACAACGAUGACAAGCCCGAUGGCGGUGAUAACAACGGCCCUGGCCUCAACACCGAGAAGAUGGCUGUGUCCGGACUCACCACUACAGACAGCCUCCAUGAUCCGACCAUGCCAUACGGCGACUCACGGUCGACCGGGUUUGACCUUGGUCGGGAUUCCGGAUCCCUGCAGCGUCGUGGAGGCGGCGCCUCGGCCAGCUCUCAUAGCCAAGGUACCUUCGUUGAUUCUAGCCAUUCUACCGGGGACGGUGAGGGACACGACGCGGAGAGCUUUCGAUCGCCGGCCGCCUCCCCAAGAAAGGAUCAGUUGAGCGUCCCCUAUGGCACCCUCAACCGCGAGCCAUCGACCGGCCGCCGCAAGGCCAACAGCACCCAGAGCACCCAGAGCACCCAGAGCACUCAGAGCACCUAUCCCACUGCCACGGGCGGGGUUCCCAUCCUGGCUGCGCCCGCACCUCCCCGGCAUGCCACCACGGCUCCAGCACCACCUCCCUCCGCACCUCUCCCACCGGCACCACCGGCAACGGAGUAUCGGCCCUACUCCGCCCACUACUACGAGGAUAGUCCAUAUGACUCCACCCAGCGGUAUGAGCUCCCCUCAAUGCCACAGCCUUCAGAGCAGGAGCCUUACGGGGAAUACCCGUCGCCACAAAUGAAUCAGUCGCCCACCGGCGAACAACGCACCUCCAACGAGCGGAUGCCCGGAGCAUUCGUCUCGCACACAUCGCAAUACGGAGCGAACCACAACAACAACACUCGCUGA